This is a messenger RNA of Prorocentrum cordatum, 2739 nucleotides long. NCBI's taxonomy places the organism in Eukaryota, Dinophyceae, Prorocentrales, Prorocentraceae. The record is from the annotation of a GenBank genome assembly.
AUUCCGUAGCCAUUUUGGCUCAAGUUUGUUCGGCUCAAGUUUCUUGGGUUCGGUUUUCUCCUCUGUAGGCACCUGGCAAAUCUCUCCACUACCCAAAUGGAUUCCAUCGCUCUGAUUGACCCAGAGAAGGGAGAGAUAUCCACCGAUGAUGGUGAGUACGAGGAUGGCUCUGGUUUAGAUAGGCGCUCCGUCUCUACCGUUUCCGAUCCACACAUGGAGAAGGAAGGCGGCGACACGAAUUCCAUGAACGCCGAGGCCGCCAACAGCAGUGAAUGCAACACCGCCAGGUACCGGAUGUUGGUCGGGAUCUUGGCUCUGAUGAUUUCGUCAUUGUCCAAUUCGAGCCAGUCUGUGGCGGUAAAGAUGGCUGGGCGUGCUGGUUGCCAAGCCUUGGUUGCAGCAACAGGGCGCUUCUUGAUCCAGACUCUCAUUUCUAGUUGGAGCCUCGGGGGCAUCAUCACUCCAGCGUAUGACAUCUGGUAUAUUGGUAGCAGUCGAAGAUUUUGGAUUAUGGUGCGUUGUGUCUCGGGCAGCUUGAACUUUGGCGUCUUCUCAGUCGUCGUGACGUCCAUGGCAGUAGGCGAAGCAACCAUGAUUAAAUACGCAUCGCCCGCCAUUACAUGCGUACUAGCCUUUUUCAUGCUGGAUGAAAGGUUUGGGUGGUCAGAGAGCGCGGCUUUAUUGGCAUGCAUGUGUGGGGUGGCUCUUGUCGCAUCUGCGGGUGCAGGUGGAAGCGACGCGCAUCACUCUGGGCAUCUUAGCUACUACUUUGCAAUAGCACUCGGGCUGUUUGGAUCUCUCUGCAAUGCGGUCAGGAACAUCUCUCUCAAGCGGCUUGGCAAGGCGACGGAGUCCGCCGGUGACCAGAGUGCUUCGACGACGGCCCAUCAGGCUGAUCUGAUGACAUGGAUGACCGGCAUUGCUGGGCUGAUCAUGUGCAGCAUUUCGGCGCUGGUAAUAGAGGGCCCUGGGGCGUUCUUGUCGUUGAGCUCGCCGACAUGCCUGUUCUGGGUUGCAGCGGUCGGUGGUGCCGGGUACUGCACACAGUGGUCUAUCAAUUGGGGAGCGCAGGGUGGCACCGCGAUGCUCAACAGCUUGAUCAGCUAUCUUGACGUAGUAUUUGCAUUAGUGUGGCAGGUGGUCUUCUUUCAGGAGCCGUUGCAAUUCAGAGUCGUUGUCGGCGCUGUGCUGGCGUUCGCGUCGAUUGUGCUGCUCACAGUCCAGAAAGCAUGCUAGUAUGCUAGUAUUAGCCUGGAUGUUCUUCCAUAAUUCGCAUGCCUUGCUGCAGCCAGGGCUCUUGUCAGGUGUUCGCCCCUGGUGGAGGCUGAUUAGUGUUCACAGGUGCCGGAAGUUCUCUUCCGUGGUCCAGGUUGAGACGCCCUCCCAGCCGUUUUCGAAUCAGUCCCUCGGGCAUGGUUCUGACUUCGGCGAGCCUAUAGGAGUACAAUAUGGUGGAUGUGCUGGGGCGGCGGUGGGUCUGCUUCUCGUGGAGGAACAAGUGCUCUGCCUCGGCGCUUCGGCUGACCAAUCAUGUCGUCGCCCAGGUAGCGCAGAAACGCUACGAUGAGUGGAAUGGUUCAUGAUGGUCUCAGUGAUCAGUAUCGUUUUGAACAUGUUCUCAGAAAUCCGUAUCGCUUGGAGCCAGCAGAUUCGUAAGUUGUGGCGUCUUAGCGCUUGCCACUCGAUCUCCUGCUCGGCUAUUUGAGUGCAUGCCUUGAGACGCGUAAUGAACACCACUGCAAACGUCCCGAUCCUUCUGAUGUCACCCACGCCCAGAGGGUUGGUGGGAUUGGCAUGCCUUGCUGUAGGGCUCUCAGGCACCUCCCCGGAGGCGAACACCGUCCUCGGGAACGACUUCCUCGGGCAACCGGCAUCAUCGUUGUUGUAAUGCGAUGGGGCCCAAGGACACACAAAUAAUUCCCAUAUUUUUCCAUAUUUUCUUGGGGAUCGACGAUUAAUUGUGCCUGUGUGUACUUUUUCCCUCCUGAGUAAUGCGAUGGGGCUCAGCAGUGACGACUUUGCGGCAGCCGUGCUGCUCUGAUGCUGACGGUUUCGGCUCUUCGGAACCGACGAAGUUUGACCGAUGUAGCGCUGCAGUGGCGAUUCUAAGAAUCGAUCGACCCUGGACCAUGGAUCGUCUCAAGUGUUCAUUCUUGGUGGCGGCUAGUGCUCACGGGUGCCAGCCUUUGCUUUGCAGCCUCUGUAGUUCGCUCAGUUUUUUCGCCCAUCCUCUUCCCCGAGGGGUGCGAGUCAUGCCGUGCCAGCAAGCCAGGUCGCGCACUUGCUGGUCUCUUCGCAGACAUCGUGGACAAGGCAAGGCCUGAAUCACCGCACGCACUCACUUUGCAAUUCUAUGAUCUUCAUCCCGUUGCAUAGCGAAUGUAAGGGCCAAAGCUACCCUCCAUCGCUGCGCUUCGGUUUUUUUCGUGGUCCAGGCUGUGACCCACCCAUUCCCGAAUCUUCUCGCAGAGCAUGUUUCUGACCUCAGUCCGGCAGGCACCGCAAGUCACGCCCGAACCUGUAGGAGCACAGGCGGGUGGGUGCAUGCGAGACGAAGGAGGGACAGCAGCAGGGGGAGGAGCACGUGCUUAGCCCUCUCCUGCCGCAGCUGCACGGCGCCUCGAGGAGGGGAACGGCUCAUUUCGGAGUCAGUCUUCAGUGGAUGAGCGGAUUGUUGCGCUGAGCCAGCCCGUCCGUGGGCUGCGGUUUCACAGCGCUUGUCGCCCUAGAGGGGGAGGG